CAUCGUGAGACAAUCAACUCAGAUCAUCGCCAUAGAAUUUUGCUGGACAGAUAUGUAGAGAGUUCACAGCAUCUUCGUGAUCUUUAUGAAGAUAAAGAUGGUCUUCGUAAGGAGGAAGUGGCUGCCUUAUCUGGGCCAAAUGAGCUUGCAGAGUUUUAUAAUCGUCUUAAGCAAAUAAAGGAAUUCCACAAGAAGCAUCCUAAUGAGAUAAGUAUUCCUAUGAGUGUGGAAUUUGAAGAAAUCAACAAGCAAAGAGAAGCAAAUGAUGAAAAUCUGAUAAUGGCUGAUUUCACGGAUGAGGAAGGCUAUGGCAAGUACUUAGACUUACAUGAGUGCUACAACAAGUACCUGAAUAUAAAAGGACUAGAAAAAAUAGACUACAUCACAUAUCUAACAACAUUUGAUCGCUUGUAUGAGAUUUCCAAGGACAAGAAAACCACACUGUACAGGGAAUACUUGCAUGUUCUCCUUGACUACCUCUAUGGCUAUGCAGAAAGAGUGAAGCCUCUUCUAGAUCUUGGGGAAGAACUUGAUGCUGUCCGCAAGGACUUCAAUGAACAGUGGGAAAAUGGCAGAUUUCCUGGAUGGCCCAAAGAGACUGGAGGUGCUUUAGCAGCCAUGGGUGCUCACUUAGACCUAUCUGCUUUCUCUUCUUCUGAGGAGCUGAUGUCAUUGGGACUGGAUCGCCUCAAAUCAGCUCUCAUGGCCUUGGGCCUAAAGUGUGGGGGAACACUGGAGGAGAGAGCACAGCGGCUUUUCAUGACGAAGGGUAAAUCGGUAGAGGAGCUGGACCCCUCCCUCUUUGCCAAAUCCAAGCCAGGAAAGGUAACCAAAGGCAAGGAGACUGAGAAGAUCAAAGAGCUUGCUGCUUUGGAAGCUCAGGUUUACAGACUGACAGAAAUUCUCUCAGAACAGAGAAAUGCAACCAAAGAAAAUGUGCAGAGAAAACAGGCUAGAAGGGAUGGCGAAGAGGAGGAGGAAGAAGAGGCAUCAGCCUCAGAGUCUGAGGAUGAAGCUGAUGAUGAGGUACCUUACAACCCUAAGAACCUUCCCCUUGGCUGGGAUGGAAAGCCCAUUCCAUAUUGGCUCUAUAAACUUCAUGGACUCAACAUCAGUUACAACUGUGAGAUCUGUGGGAAUUUCACAUACAAGGGUCCAAAGGCAUUUCAGAGACACUUUGCUGAGUGGAGGCAUGCUCAUGGCAUGAGAUGUUUGGGUAUCCCAAACACAGCUCAUUUUGCUAAUGUUACUCAGAUUGAAGAUGCCCUCAAACUUUGGGAGAAAUUGAAAGUCCAAAAGACAUCAGAGAGAUGGCAGUCUGAGCAGGAAGAAGAAUAUGAAGACUCGCAAGGAAAUGUUGUUAAUCGGAAAACUUUUGAUGAUCUCAAGAGACAGGGUUUACUUUAGGAGGAUAUUCUGAAAGAAUUUAACCCAUUCCUGACAGGUGGCAUGUGCGCACAUGCCAUGGCAUGGUGGGAUUAUCUGCCGGGGGCAUGUAUGCAAAAUAUAAUUUUUCUGCCAGUGAAAGUGUGAUUGUCAUUUUUAACACUUUUUACUAUGAAAAAAAAAAAAAAAAGCAACAAACCGAUGAUUUCAACUCCAUGAUGCUGCACACUGCUUAUUUUAUUCAGUCUAUAGACUGAAUAUUGAUCAACUAUGGAGUCUAUAUAACAACAAUUAUACCCUUCAGUCUCGAUUUAUCAGGAAGUUUGGCAAGUAGAGACUUUAGAAAAUAAUGAAAACUGAAAAUGCAACAUAUCUUCGUAGUAUUACGAAGAAACGGCAAGGGAUGCUGGUAUUUGGCAUGAGUGGUCGCGCAUGCUAGGGCGACGAUAUAAGCCCUCGGCAGUGGGGCCCGGGCCACUAUGAAUACUACUCGUCGGGAAAGGUUUAAUAGUAAUAGUGUGGGCCACUUUAUUUUUUGUGAAUGGCUAUAUGAAUUAGUCAGUCAUGAAGAAGAGAUAAUGAAAUUUUUCAUAUAUUCUUCAUAUUUGUCAUAUAUAUUAUAUUCUGAAAAUGCUGUUUAUAAAUGUGUAUAGUAUGUAAUAUGCAUAUUCUUAGAUAGUGCAAGAAAUGAGUAACUGAAAAAUAAGAAUGUUUAUGUAAGUGAUGAAUUUUAAGUUGAUUUUUAUAUCAAUAAUACAGGACUAUUCCUUCAAUA
Penaeus monodon (black tiger shrimp) is the source of this 2161-nucleotide messenger RNA. RefSeq names its product splicing factor 3A subunit 3-like (gene noi). Gene Ontology annotation, molecular function: RNA binding; zinc ion binding. Gene Ontology annotation, cellular component: nucleus; spliceosomal complex. The record is from RefSeq and is a predicted model, not a curated record. Gene Ontology annotation, biological process: mRNA splicing, via spliceosome. Lineage: Eukaryota; Metazoa; Arthropoda; Malacostraca; Decapoda; Penaeidae.